AUGGAUAACGUAAGCUGUAAUAUUGGAACAAUAAAUAUCAACACCAUCACCAACCAAAAUAAGAUUAACGCCCUUCGCACAUUCGUUCGCUCAAUGGAGCUAGAUAUAGUAUUUCUGCAGGAGGUUGAAAACGAACAACUUGUAUUGCCCGGUUACAACGUUAUUUGCAAUGUCGACCAUACGAGGAGAGGAACAGCAAUUGCUCUGAAAGAAUAUAUAAAAUUCACACACGUAGAGAAGAGCCUGGACGGUAGAUUAGUUGCCCUGCGUGUUCAUAAUGUCACGCUGUGCAAUGUGUAUGCCCCAUCGGGUUCCGUACCUUCGUACUACCUUCGUCAUCACUCCGAUCACAUCAUAUUAGGAGGCGACUUCAACUGCGUUAUCCGACAAUGCGAUGCGACUGGUCAAAAUUCGAGUCCCGCUCUUCAAGCCACCGUUCAGCAGUUACGUCUGUUUGAUGUGUGGCAGCAACUCCGUCCACGAGAGAUGGAAUACACAUACAUCACACACAAUUCAUCGUCCAGGCUCGAUCGACACUACGUGAGCAAUGGUCUCCGAGAACAGCUGAGAUCAACAACUGUCCAUCUACUACGGCAUGCGUACGAUGGCUACCAAAACAACCGUGCCAUGCUUACCACCAUCAAUCGGAUAAAAGCAAAGAUGCUAACACAUCAGCGAGCUUUCUCCGAAAUGUUCGUGCGAAUUAACGAAACCCUCGUUGCUGGUGAGCCGCUAUCGACCUACCAGCUGGGCGAGCGAGUGCGCCGGAAAACCACUAUCGAGCGACUGAGAAAUGAGAGAGACGAAGUUAUGGAUGAUUCUACUGCGAUACAAAACUACAUGGUCGAAUACUUCACCAAUCUAUAUACAGCCGGACAUGUAGAAGAAAAUAGCGCAUUUCAGUGCGAGAGAAUUAUACCCGAACAAGAUGACGUAAAUGGAGCGUGCAUGAAUGACAUCACAACGGCUGAAAUUCUUACGGCUAUCCGCACGAGCGCAUCAAGAAAAUUACCAGGCUCCGACGGACUGCCGAAAGAAUUUUAUUUACGCACUUUGAUGUCAAAUUUCCCACCUCAGUUCGUCGAUGGAGUGAUCGUGCUAGUGAAAAAACGAGGGACGGGGGACAGCGCACGCUCCUACCGGCCAAUAAGCUUAAUCAACUAUGACUACAAAAUAUUAUCACGUGUUCUAAAACAGCGGCUGGAGAAUGUGCUCCGAGUUCUUGGAGUUUUGACUGGCUUCCACAAAUGUUCGACGCUAAACGCAAUAUAUUCCAAGCAACUUUAG
This is a messenger RNA of Toxorhynchites rutilus septentrionalis, 1287 nucleotides long. RefSeq lists its product as uncharacterized. The record is from RefSeq and is a predicted model, not a curated record. NCBI's taxonomy places the organism in Eukaryota, Metazoa, Arthropoda, Insecta, Diptera, Culicidae. Bases 1 to 1287 code for a protein of 428 amino acids. The transcript is spliced from 3 exons. Gene Ontology annotation, molecular function: catalytic activity.